AUGCUCCCCAACUACAACAACCACUGGCAAGAAGCCAGACAUAGAAACACUAAUCGUCAACCAAACCAAUAUCACGUACCCUACAACGGCCCUGUCUUCCAUCGACCUCUACCACCUACUAAUCGCCGACCACCAACCAACCCAUCCAGCUAUAUCCCACCCCAUCGCCAACCUACCUACAACACAGGCUACCAAUCAAGAGGUAACCAUCGACCUGACCAACAACAGAAACGAAUACCAGCCCACCGACGCCAACCAGUCCCCACUCAUAAGGAGGAAGAACCCUUUGGGAAGGUGUUCUUCCAAGUUUUGCAGUGCCUCCAUCAUUUGGCAAUCCUUACCCUUCAACAGCAAGGCCAACCAGCGUUUACCUUCAAACGCAAAGUCUCUGAGUUGGAUAGUUUUAUCCGUCCAGCAAUGAAAACAUCAGCUGUUGACGCGAAUAUUAGAUCCCUCAAUCGGACAUGGCUCUCUAAGGUUACGCAGGGCCUGAUCGACCAUUACCAAACCACACUUCAAGAGAAGCUGACCACCAUUCGUACCAAGUCUUUAUCAUCACCUGCCGUCGACCGCAUCGUUUCUCAUACCCUGUCAUGGGCCCGUCGCUCCUAUGGGAAACGUCUCACUCAAGCUGUAAUCACCAAAUUCUACCAAACAAUCAACGAAACAAACCAACUGAAAUGGACACUACACCUGCACCAUCUAGAGCCACCACGCUGCCGAACCAAACCCCUAAACGAGCCCGAAGUUCACCUACUCCUAGUCAUAGGUAAACGCUCUGAAUCUUCACCAGGUGAUCCGCCAACCUUUCUUCCUUCUGUGCGUUUUUGGACCAGCAAACCACCCCUCAGUCUCCAUCCAAGUCGAGACGUGUAUCCAGACCUUCCCCCAUUCGAACCAGAUCCCAGUCCGUUCCCAAUGCUACAAUUCUAA
Messenger RNA from Lottia gigantea (owl limpet), 933 nucleotides. RefSeq lists its product as hypothetical. The transcript has a single exon. The coding region runs from base 1 to 933 and encodes 310 amino acids. The record is from RefSeq and is a predicted model, not a curated record. Lineage: Eukaryota; Metazoa; Mollusca; Gastropoda; Lottiidae.